AAUGUCAUAGAAUAUUUGUGGGGUGGCGUUUACAAAACCUCUCCUGGUUUCCAAUGUUUUAGACUUAGUUUUUGAUCAAAUUUCAAUACAAGACAUAUGGUGAUCUCUCCAGGUUUAUUGACCAUUUGCCAUCCGUUGAAAAAUCGAUGGAAAAGUUGUAUAAUAGUCACACGUAUGCUGCACAACGUAUUUGUAUACGGAACGUUGAAGCGAGGCGAACCAAAUCAUUAUUUGUUGGAAAAAGCAGAGAAUGGAAUAGGGAAUUUCAUUGUUGAAGGGAAAACCAAGACCAAAUACCCAUUGAUUAUAGUCACAAAAUAUAAUAUUCCUUGUUUAUUGCACUACCCUGGUAGAGGAUUUCAUGUGAGAGGUGAAAUUUAUGAAGUAGACGACAAAAUGUUAAGUAAAUUGGAUAAAUUAGAAGGCCAUCCUAAUUACGCCACUAGGGAAAUUGAUGAUAUUGAAGUUAUGAGACGACAAGGCAAUGAAAUAAUAAAGUGCUGGGUAUAUUUUCUUAAGCAAUUUAAGGUGGAAUUGCUGUCUGUCCCGCAUUUGGAGAACUACACGUCUUCGGGAAGCCACGGGAAGCCCUAUAUUGCCUAGUGCCUAGCAAGCUUAGGGUAAACAGUAUUCAACGUCGCUCUUAUAAAGAAGAUAUACGAAUAUUAAUAUAAUUAAUAUGUAUUACAACUUUUUUUACAGUACACUAUAACGAACGUGCCGUCGAUAUCGUUGAUUGUUUAGAUACUUUUUUUAAAUUUGAUAAAUACAGAAUAAACAUAUAAUUUUAUUUUUAA
This is a messenger RNA of Plodia interpunctella (Indianmeal moth), 797 nucleotides long. RefSeq names its product putative gamma-glutamylcyclotransferase CG2811. NCBI's taxonomy places the organism in Eukaryota, Metazoa, Arthropoda, Insecta, Lepidoptera, Pyralidae. The record is from RefSeq and is a predicted model, not a curated record. Gene Ontology annotation, cellular component: cytosol. The transcript is spliced from 4 exons. Gene Ontology annotation, molecular function: gamma-glutamylaminecyclotransferase activity. The coding region runs from base 97 to 603 and encodes 168 amino acids.